Penicillium roqueforti is the source of this 231-nucleotide messenger RNA. RefSeq lists its product as uncharacterized. Lineage: Eukaryota; Fungi; Ascomycota; Eurotiomycetes; Eurotiales; Aspergillaceae. The coding region runs from base 1 to 231 and encodes 76 amino acids. The record is from RefSeq and is a predicted model, not a curated record. The transcript is spliced from 3 exons.
AUGUAUUCCAUUGCGCUUAUCAUAUUAACGGGCGCCGAGACCCCCCUGGGGCCUCCGACGUCACCUACAACACGUACACCACGUACACCACGUGAAGCGAAUCAAGUUGCUUCCUAUCACCGUCGAAAGCCCCAUACAUACCCGCUUCCUGUGAAGCGUUGGUGUAAACAGCGCCGUGCGGGGUCAUUUAUAUACCGACAUCGCAGCGUGGGGUUGACUAUUGGCUUUUGA